CGAUUGACACAACAGACAUGACAGCAGCGAUUGACACAACAGACAUGACAGCAGCGAUUACACAGCAGACAUGACAGCAGUGACCGACACAGCAGACAUGACAGCAGUGACCAACACAGCAGACGUGACAGCAGUGACCAACACAAAAGACAUGACAGUCGUGGCCGAUGCAGCAGACUUGACAGCAGUGACCGACACAACAGACAUGACGGUCAUGACCGACACAACAGACAUGACAGCAGUGACCGACGCAGCAGGCAUGACAGUCAUGACCGACACAACAGACAUGACAGUCGUGACCGACAUGACAGCAGUGACCGACGCAGCAGGCAUGACAGUCAUGACCGACACAACAGACAUGACAGUCGUGACCGACAUGACAGCAGUGACCGACGCAGCAGACAUGACAGUCGUGACCGACACAACAGACAUGACAACAGUGACCAACGCAGCAGACAUGACAGUCGUGACCGACACAACAGACAUGACAGUCGUGACCGACACAACAGACAUGACAACAGUGACCAACGCAGCAGGCAUGACAGUCGUGACCGACACAACAGACAUGACAACAGUGACCAACGCAGCAGGCAUGACAGUCGUGACCGACACAACAGACAUGACAACAGUGACCGACGCAGCAGGCAUGACAGUCGUGACCGACGCAGCAGGCAUGACAGUCGUGACCGACGCAGCAGGCAUGACAGUCGUGACCGACGCAGCAGACAUGACAGUCGUGACCGACGCAGCAGACAUGACAGUCGUGACCGACGCAGCAGACAUGACAGUCGUGACCGACGCAGCAGGCAUGACAGUCGUGACCGACGCAGCAGACAUGACAACAGUGACCGACGCAGCAGGCAUGACAGUCGUGACCGACGCAGCAGACAUGACAACAGUGACCAACGCAGCAGGCAUGACAGUCGUGACCGACGCAGCAGGCAUGACAGUCGUGACCGACACAACAGACAUGACAACAGUGACCAACGCAGCAGGCAUGACAGUCGUGACCGACACAACAGACAUGACAGUCGUGACCGACACAACAGACAUGACAACAGUGACCAACGCAGCAGGCAUGACAGUCGUGACCGACGCAGCAGACAUGACAACAGUGACCAACGCAGCAGGCAUGACAGUCGUGACCGACACAACAGACAUGACAACAGUGACCAACGCAGCAGGCAUGACAGUCGUGACCGACACAACAGACAUGACAACAGUGACCAACGCAGCAGGCAUGACAGUCGUGACCGACGCAGCAGACAUGACAGUCGUGACCGACACAACAGACAUGACAGUCGUGACCGACACAACAGACAUGACAACAGUGACCAACGCAGCAGACAUGACAGUCGUGACCGACGCAGCAGACAUGACAACAGUGACCGACGCAGCAGACAUGACAGUCGUGACCGACGCAGCAGACAUGACAGUCGUGACCGACACAACAGACAUGACAGUCGUGACCGACACAACAGACAUGACAACAGUGACCAACGCAGCAGACAUGACAGUCGUGACCGACGCAGCAGACAUGACAGUCGUGACCGACGCAGCAGACAUGACAGUCGUGACCGACGCAGCAGACAUGACAGUCGUGACCGACACAACAGACAUGACAGUCGUGACCGACACAACAGACAUGACAGUCGUGACCGACACAACAGACAUGACAACAGUGACCAACGCAGCAGACAUGACAGCAGUGACCGACAAGGGAGCGAUUGGAUUCAGAAUCUGUCUAGUGAAGACCUUGAUGAUGUUCAACCCUUGAACCAAGGAGAAAACCGUCAGAGUGGAUUUCCUAUGGAUUGGGCAAAAUUCCAGAGGCGAGUCAUUCAUUUGUUGCUGGAUAUGAGGACCUCUUUGCAUACUCUUACUGGCUCUACACCAAGUGACAAUGAUAUAUCAAUUCAACAGCUGGACUCUAUGGAGGAUGCAGAGGCAUUUGAAAAUGAAUUGUGAACACCCUCUUUUUGCAAAGAAAUGACAGAAAAAUUUGUCCACAUAGGUGGAAUUUCAGUGAAGGAUAUGAUAUCAAAGGUAUUGUGCAGCAUUAUGUCGAAGAAGUUGAUGUGUAAGUACAACAUGUAUGGACAACGGGGCAAAGUAGCUUUUAAAAAUACAAGAUUGUGCAGUGUCAUCACAGACUGUUAUGAAGAAAUUCAGAGAUGUGAGUUUAACAGAAAUACAGAAGAUGAUUGCAACACAAUUGUGUAAUGCCCCAAAAAUGAAGUAAAGUGGAAACUAAAUCAUGUAGGGUAGUGGGCAAAUAGUGAUGCUGGGUCAGGGGAUACCAUAAAAUCAGGUAACUUCAGACAUUUUUUAGGGUUUUGGCCUAUAAAUUCUUGUAGAACUACACUAUUUGAAACCUGUCCUUACUGUGAAAACUGUUCUAUGAUCUGUCCAACAGUUUGGUUAGACUCAGGAAAACUGUUGAUACCCACAUUUUUAUUCCAGGUACGGUGUGCAAAAAAAUGUAGCAACAAGAUGUGUAUUCUCAAAGCAUGAACAGAAAUUUGUAUUAGUAAUUAAGAGCCACACCUGUAAUAUCAAGGCAUACUGUGUAGAACAGUCCUUGAGUUAGGGCUGAGGAGGUAAAACUAAAAUCUGAAAUCUGACUCCUUUAUUUUGAAAUAACUGCCACAAAAUGGUUGUUGAUAAUGAAACUGGCUUUAUAAUGCUACCAAGAACUCAGCUGGAGUCGAAGUCAUGGUAACUUUACUGCCUCCUUCCUGCCUCCUUUCACCCACUAUUGCUGUGACUUGACUGCAGGCCUGCCAUGAAUAACAGCAAAUUGUGAAAAUGAUGAUGUACAGUAUUGUAUUGUGGCUUUUCUUUCUCCUGAUGGAUAUUAAAUUUACAUAGUAUUAUAUUG
Eriocheir sinensis (Chinese mitten crab) is the source of this 2881-nucleotide messenger RNA. Its product is annotated as serine-rich adhesin for platelets-like. The coding region runs from base 71 to 1777 and encodes 568 amino acids. Lineage: Eukaryota; Metazoa; Arthropoda; Malacostraca; Decapoda; Varunidae. The transcript has 2 exons. The record is from RefSeq and is a predicted model, not a curated record.